AUGGAACACCUAUCACCAGUCGGUUUUAUGUACGUAGGAAAUAUCGAAAGUCGCUGGCUUGCGAAAAGUUUCUAAAGUCUCUCAAAGGCACUCAUUCCACUCUACAGAGAGAACUCUUGAAAAUAUCAGAGAGGUAACUUUUUGUAGAUUUUUUUGCUCGACGAAACCAACUCUGGGGGAAAUUUGACAUAGGAAGCAACUUAUUGUGCUUUUAUCGUCCCUCUUCCCAUUUCUAUGAAUUUUUUAUUCAAAAAAUGAGAGCUCAAUUAGAAAUCGCCUUUUUCCCACUACUGUAAAGUUGCGACACCUAUACAAACUGGGUGUUGCAACAAACAAAAAUUACAGUAAUUUUAUAUUCAUAGGUGCUUGUUAAUAUAUAUAUAUAUAUAUAUAGGCGCUUCUUAAUACUGCUUAAUGAGGAGUUACGCAAACUCUCAUCCGCGGAUCGAUGAAAUUUUGAUUAGACGUUGAUAGACGUGAUUAGGGGAACUUGAAAAAAGGUUAUCCUACAGAACCUCAUAACGGACUAAAAAUGACCCUGUCAAAAGUAAGCAGAAAAGGAUUGAGUUUUUUCUUUCAUUUUUUUCGAAAUCUAUGGGGUUCAGCAGAUAUUUUUUUCGAUUUAUUAUAUUUUUAUCUAACCAGGAAAAUUUUUUUCCUCCCCGGUUGAACUUUUGCUGAAACUUCGCUGAAGUGUACUUUAGAACUUCCUGAUUGCAGAACAAGAAAAAGAAAUCUCGCAAUAGAUCUUGUUUCCGAGUUAUGGAGCUCAAAGUCCGCAAAAUACCCAAAUUAUGACAAAAACGCGGUAUUUUGUCAUAAUUUGGGUAUUUUGAAGUGUCCUAACUCUAAAACGAGAUCUAUCGCGGAAAAUUUUUGUCUUGUUCUGCAAUCAGGAGGUUCUAAAGUACACUACACCGAAGUUUCAUCAAAAGCUCAACCGGGGGUAAAAAACGUUCCCUAGUAAGUCUAUCAAUUGCCAGCGUUUCAACUCGAUUUGCGCAGUAAUCCACGUAGUUUAAUUGAUGAAUUCAGUUCCGGACUUAUCCAUUUUUUUCCUACUUUUCUGGUUUAGGUUAACAUUCCUUUGAGCGAAUCGAGAAGAAAUUGUUCAUUUUGCGAUAUUUCCAAGUGUGCGCCUCUCCCUUUCUGCUACAUCACCAAGCGCAACGGUUUCGGUGAGAACUUCUCCGUCUUUUGAUCUUCUAAUCAGUAAGCAGUUCUUUUUCAAGUUUUGAGUGAACACUGUGCCGACGAGUCGCAACUUUCGUCGCUGGUCGACUUCCUCUGGCAGACGAAUCCCCGAAAGUUCUGCCAGCCCUUCACCUCGGACCUCAGCCUCUCUUACUGCUGGUGCUCCGAAAACAAUUCAACGUUAGUUUGAGCCUCAGAAAGCAAGAUAUACGUUCGAAACAGAGAAACGUUGGAAGAAGUCUUGUCAAGGACCAGGUUGUGGCGUUACCAAUCUCUCAUAAUCCACGCCGAAAACUCGAACUCUUCGUCAUGCCAAUGGAGCAUUUUCUUCAUAUUCUUUUUGGUUAGGUUAGUUCUCUCACCAGUACUACAUCUUCAGCAGGCAUGUGCGUCAGGCCGGGCGGCCCGGGUUUCGGGCUUAAAACUUCAGAAAAGGCCCGCGCGGGCUCGGGCCAGGCCGGGCUUCGAAAGAAAUCUUAA
Caenorhabditis auriculariae is the source of this 1674-nucleotide messenger RNA. The record is from the annotation of a GenBank genome assembly. NCBI's taxonomy places the organism in Eukaryota, Metazoa, Nematoda, Chromadorea, Rhabditida, Rhabditidae.